Messenger RNA from Blepharisma stoltei, 2151 nucleotides. NCBI's taxonomy places the organism in Eukaryota, Ciliophora, Heterotrichea, Heterotrichida, Blepharismidae. The record is from the annotation of a GenBank genome assembly.
AUGCAAAAUUCCCCUGAAAGAUCAAACCCAAGUACUUCGGCACAGACUAAAAUUCAAGAUCAGUCAGGCAUUCCUGCUAGGCGAAAAAAUCAGCAGUCAGCCCCUUCCAGCCAUAAUUCUCAACCACCCUCUAAGUAUAGUCACUCAAAUUCUAUGAACCUUAUGAUUAGCAUCACAAAAGCCAGUGUUACUGAGCUGGGUUUCCAAAAAUACAAGAUAAGUGACAGAGAAAAAAGUUUUAACAUAAUGUUCGCGAUCACAAAUCAAGGACAAAGCACAGGAGAGAAAUGACGAACUUUUCCGCUUUUAAUUGAAAUUUAUGAGAAUAUUUUUACAAUCAAGGUAAUUUUUACGAUAAAUAAUGAGAGCUUCAGGUUCACUGAUGACAAUUUGUUGCUAAUUUCAAUUGAAUUCAUCACACGUUCGAAUUAUGGGAUGCAAAUCGGAUGUUUCAAUAUUAGUCUGGAAAAAAGAAUUUUGGUGUUUGAAAGCAAAGGGUUUUAUAGCACCUUGAAUCCUGAAUGCUUAGGAAAUCUAAUUAAAGAUCAGUUAAUGAAAUCAAUUGCUUCAUAUAAAACUUAUGCAUUUGGAAUAGUGUCAAUUAUUGAAUUUUUCCAAAAAGGAGCCUCAAUAGACACUAGAAGAAUUUUACAUGAGAGCGAAAAAAGAAGCCAAAUCCCUCGAAAACACCCAGUUCAGCCAAAACCAGAGCCAGCAAAAGAAAGAGAAAGGGAGCAAGCCAAAAGGGACGAUGAUUCAGAUCAAUCAGAAACCAGUGAUGACGCAGAAGAUAACGACGAAGAUAUUUCCUCAAGCUAUAAUGAAGAAGAAUAUAUUGAAUAUUGUGAAAGAGAAAGAGAAUUAAUAGAGUUUAUCAGAGAUAAUGAAGUCCUAAAAACUAUAAUUGACUUUGCAAACCUCUUUCUAGACGAUAAAAUUUACAAAUAUGAAGGAUCCAUUGGCUGCACCCUCAAAAAAUAUUUAGAAUUAAUAGACUUUGAUCGAAAUUUACUUGACGAAAUCAAGCUUAAGCUAAGGCAGUGAUAUGAAAAUGACUUGGAGUUUAUGGCUUUUCCAAGCAACUAUUUAACUGUCCAAGAACAAGGCUCGGGAAAUCGGAAAAUCCUGCUUAUUCCAAUCGGUCUUUCAAAAAUCGCUCAAAUACGCACUGAGAAGUCUCCAGAUCCAAGAGAGUAUGAUUUAAAGCUGCUGAAAGAGAUGAAUUCAUUAUUAUGCCAAGUGAUUAGUGAUAAAAGCAAUAUGAAAUACCAGAUAAACAGUCAAGAUUGAAUUGGCCCAGAGAAUUUCACCAAUAAGUCUUUGAUGGCAGAGGAAUCAAUUAUUGGUCAUGGAGGCUUUGGAGAUGUCUAUGAAAAUGAAUUAUAUGGCCAAAAAGUUGCAAUAAAGUUCCCAAGAGAAGUAAAAGAGACAGAAACUAAGGCAAAACGAAGGAUCGCAAAAGAGCUGCAAAUGAUGAAGUGCCUUCCUCAUGAAAAUAUCGUCAAAGUCUAUGGAGUGGUCGAAUACGACAAAAAAAUCGGCCUUGUCCUGGAAUUUUGCCCCAAGGGAGGGCUGAACUCAUACAUUAAAAGAUCCUCAAACAUUACGAUGGACGAGCGACUCAAUUUGAUGUACGGAGCUAGCCUUGGAUUGGAGUUCAUGCAUUCCAAAGAAAUUUGCCAUUUUGAUAUAAAGCCUCAUAACAUGUUUUUAAGUGAAGAAAAUACUGUAAAACUAGCUGAUUUUGGAAUGAGUGAACACCUUGAGAAGGGAAAAGUUUUUAAGCCUGGCUUUACGCUGCUAUAUUGCUCGCCUGAACAAAUUAAAGGAGAUAACCCACAAAUGCCUGCUGAUGUGUGGUCUCUAGGUAUGAGCAUGUAUUAUGUUAGCCAUGGAAGGGCGCCGUUUGAUUAUUUAGAGACUAUGAAAGGACAUAAGCCUGAGAAAAAAGAGUUUUAUCAGGAAAUAAAGAAGAAAAUGAGAAAGCCAAAGGUGCUAGAAGAGAUUGAGAGGAAGUUCCCAAGGUUUGUGGCGCUUAUGAGAGAAAUGUGGAGUGAAGCUCCGGAAAGGAGGCCGCCUAUGAGAGAUGUGAGGAAAGGGUUGAAAAAUGCUUUAGAUUUACUUAAUAAAAAAAGGAUGCAAAAGCUAUAG